AUGGGGGACAAUUCAGAUAUUAAUAGAGACACAGAUGUGUCUUCAACUACUGCAGAUGUUCCAGAGGUUACAGAAAUAACUGAGCCUGGUGGGGGUCACAUUGAGAUGAUUAUUACUGUGGAGAAGGUAGAGGAAAAUGGAGAAACAUCUUUACUCCAGUCAAGUUUAAAGAAUGAAGAGUUAAAUGAAGAUGUUGCUUCAUUAGUGGCAUCCUCAAUAAAAGAGAAAGAAACAAAAAGUACUGUCAGUUCACCAACUAAGAUUGGUACUGUACAAAAAGUUGCAUCGCCAUUAAAAGAGGGUAACUCUUCUGCACCUGCCAUAAUCUCACCAAGCAGUACAUCACCAGUGCAAGAAAUAAAUUCAUCAAAUAUUAUUGCUUCACCAAGUACCACAACACCUACAAAGGAUUUAAAUAUUGCUAAAAGUACUACUCCAACAAAAACUGAACAAGGAAACACACAGAUCCCCAAGACUUCUCCUGUUAAAGAAUUAAAUCAUGUUGUUGAUUCCUCAUGUAAAAUACAGUCUCCGACCAAGGAGAUGGUUACGAAUAAAGAAAAUUCUUCACAAACAACUUCAGAAAAUGAAGCAGAGAAAAAGAAGGAGGAGUCAAUUGCUAGUUCUUCUAUAGUAGACCUACCUGAAACAAGUACCUCCCUUGAAAUGCCAAAAGAGACUGUUAAUACUGCUCAAGUAGCUGGAAAGGAGGACUGUGACAAAGCUGAUGACUCAAUACUUCAUACUAGUCCAGAUGUCAGCGAGAAAGAGCAUAACAAAAGUAUAAGCAGGGAACUGAAAUCUUUAAUUAAUUCUGCAAAAGAAUCUAAGUUGAUUAGUGAAUGUACACAAUUAACAAGUAAAAUACGCAAAUCUCGAACACCACUGGAAUUAAAUACAUCAACUGAAGCCGACAAGAUUACAGCUCGCCGCAAUAGUAAUAUUUCAUCUAAAAGUAACUGCAGUGGAAAGUCCGAGAAGGCCACAAAACGGUCUAUGAGGUCACAGAACCCAGAAUUUGUCAAUAAGGUCAAACAGUUUCUAAACUCUGUGACUGGUAACAAUCGUGAUUCUGAUGAUGAACACGACUCCAUACAAAAGAAAGAAGAGGCUUCACCUUCGCCUAAGAAGAAAAAAGUUGUUGACAGUAUACCCUUGGAAAGUAAAGGAGACAAAAGGCUUCGUGUCGACCCAUACUGCUGGCAUUGCCACUGGGCUAUAGAAAUGGGUACAACUGAGAAGAGUCGUCCACCCAUGAAUUGCACAGUUUGUCCUCGUGUAUACCACUACAAGUGUCUAUCGAGUACGGAGAGGAAUAAGAUUGAUUUGCAAAGAAGCUGGGUGUGUCCCGAAUGUUUGGGAAUAUUGCAGGCGGAAAGCUCAGAAACAAGAUCAGUCUCCAUGAAGAAAAUAUCUUUGGGACUCUUGUGCGAGCUAUUACAACACGCUUUGACGCGCAUGAUGGAAGUUAAUGGGGUGGAGCCGUUCAUGCAGCCCGUAGACCGGUCAGCAUUUCCCGAUUACGAUAAAUGUGUGGUUCAUCCGAUGGACCUUUCGCUCAUGAAGAAGAACAUUGAAAACGGUCUUUACGGUAGUCCGGAAGCGUUCCUUGCUGACACGCAAUGGAUACUACACAACAGCAUAAUUUUUAACAAUCUGCAAUCGAAGUUGACGCAGGCUGCGCGCACGCUGGUGCGUCUCUGUCGCACGGAGAUGGGCGAGAUCGAGGCGUGUCCCGAGUGCUACGCGGCGGCACACGCCCGAAAGCUCACCUGGUUCACGGACGUCUGCUCCACCCCACACAUCCUGCUCUGGGCAAAAUUGAAGGGGUUCCCCUACUGGCCAGCAAAGGGGAUGUCUGUGAAUGCCUCUGGCGUGGUGGAUGUGCGCUUCUUUGGUGCUCACGACCGUGCCUGGGUCCCCGCGAAGGAUUGCUAUCUCUACUCAGAAAACGACCCUAACAACUUCCGUUCCAAGAAGCAGAUACUGGAUAGUAUGCAGGAAGCAGAACAACACAUUCGGAACAUAUCAAGGAAAUACGGAAAGUUUGUGUAUCCGCCGUUCAAGACGCCGUUUGAGCCGAGCAAAAUUACUGAACAGUUAAAGCUCAUGAUCCCGAGUUUUGAAGGAGAGUUAAGAUUUCAAAAUAAAGAGAAGCUAACAUCGUCGUCGCGGAAAAUUAAUGAAAAACGACGGUCUAACUCCAAGAGCUCUAAAAGUUCUAUCGUUGAAGGAGAGGCCAGUGAAACGGAGGAUAUUCGUGUGACACCAAUAAAAACACCCGAAGCAGACUACACAAUUAGACCAGAUGACGAAAAUGAAGCGGAGAAACCAAUGGAUAUAGACGAAGAUAAAAAUAAGGAAAGGAAGUCGACGAGAAAGCGGCGAAGAUCUCAAUUAGAGGAAGCUGUCAUCACAAUUAUCGAAAACAGCACGAAAGUGAAACGAAGAAGGAUAAACAAAGAGCCUAGUACUCCUAAUCUUAAAAAAGAAAGCGAAGAAACAGCAAAACAAAAGAAUGAUGAGCAAAACAAAAGUGUCAAUGAAAUAAACACACAAAAAGAUAGAACAGUAGAAGAUGUAGAUAAGGAAGAUAAAGACAAAGAACUACCAAAUAGCACUACCGCGAAGGAGGAAGAAACUGUGGCUCAGCCUUCUAGUGCACCUAAAAACGAGACGAAAUUAACUAACAAAAGUAAAUUUAUAAAAGUUAAGUUUGGAAAAGCUAUGCCAAAAAGUCUGAAAAUAUUAAACAUUCAAAAACUCAAUUCAAGCUGUAAAGUAACAUCCAGGGACAAACAUAGAAACCCUAAAAAGAAGGCAAAUGCAAUUAGUAAUGUUAUAAAAAAUAAAAGUCUUCUAAGUGUUAAUAAUAAAGAUAGCCUCCUGAAAAAACCAUCUAAUGAAGACGAAUCUAAAUCUAAUCAAAAACCUGCUGCUAAAGACAAGAAUGCCAAAGGCAAGACUAAGAGUCCGGAUGUAGAACUUGUAAUAACGAAAAGUACGCCUAAAAGCACAGAGAAAACUAAAACUUCCAGAGAACGUUUACAAUUCGACGAUGACACGAGUCUAGCUGUCAUAUCUCGACGAGGAUCUAAUAUGGCAGACAUGCCCGUUAUAAGCAAUGUUAGGAGUUUAUUAGACAACGAGAGUGAUUCAAAUUUCAUAGAGGUGAACGUGGACGCGGAUUCCAAUGCGAGCAUAUUUACGCCAACUAGCACAGAGAGUGUCAGAAACAUGAAAGAAGCCGUUAACAAGCUGCGAAAGUUACGACAGUCGGAUCCACCUGCGGUCGGUCGCGUCGGCGUACGGGCUUUCGCGCGAAUGAAGUCUCCAGAAGCAACACUCACGCGAACGGAGAAUCCAGAAGUAGAGGUAAAGUCUGAACCGCCUGAUUUCGGUGACAGCGAUAGACAAGCGGAGAAACUGCAAAUGAUGAGCUCGUUCAGACUACAGCCGGUGGUUCCGCCUGGGAAUCCGAGCACGAAUGCCCUCCGCGAUGUCCGUAUAAACAAACUCGUCGUUACGCCGAUAGUCAGGAAGACGGUUCAGAAGCCCGAAAGUCGCGUUAAGGCCAAGAAAACGUUUCCACAAGCUAAGAAAUCGGAGGAACGUUCCCAGCUGAACAGCGAGAAUUUGAUGGUGUAUAUUCCGAUACAGCCGGCCACUGGGACCUCGCCGAUGAGACCGCAGAGACCAGGGAAUGCUAAUGGCGCGGCUAACACCCCGGCGAGGUCUGAGACAUCGGUCGCAGCUGCAGCCACCAGCACUUUAAAUACAGUGAUGACAGUUCUCACGCCUACCAUGGUCAGUUCGAGUAUAUCGCUGGUGAACAACGCGAGAACAACCAACGUGAUAUCGAACACCAAUCCUAGUAUCGCUCUGUCUACACAAGCCCUGAAUGCGAUACCCUCUGUCGGACCCGUGCCCACAAGUGUGCACACUGUGCCUUUCUUGACACCCGUCAAUGGACAGUGGACGUUCAGUCUGCAGCCGAUUAUGUCCGUUGGAGGGGUUGAUACUUCAUCAAAUAAUUCCAUGACCAACGGCGUGGGAGAGAGAGGUUCUGGGCCUCUGGUGGCCGUUCCUACACCAGUCAGCAGCAGUGCAGUGCUAACGCAAAUUAACACGGCGCAAGCUAGGAAGGACGAAGGAAAUACGCAGUUACCGCGGCUUCAACACAAGCCAUUGAUCAAUCCCUUCGACCCAGCUGCGCCACAAGGGACGCUGCCACCGCCUUCCACGGUUGGACCGCUCACUGCAAAAAUUAACCAGAACUCUGUUAAGUUGGCCGAUUUCUUCCGGACGCUUCUAGAAGACACCUUGGACAAAGUAAACGAUCCCUUGGCCCAUAUGACCUCCCUGAAAUUACACCUGGAGCAGUUGCAAUGGAAGCAUAACCAGGAAAUGGAAGAAUUGAAACAUAACCACGAGUUAACACUCGUGGAGAUGAGAGCGUCGUUCGAGAGAGACAAGAACCGCGCUGUGAACGAAGUCCGACGCGCCUCGCAGAUUGACCUGGAGGCGGCCGUCAAAGCCACAAAGGCCAAGCAGUGGUGUGCCAACUGUCUGCAAGAGGCACAGUUCUAUUGUUGUUGGAACACGUCGUACUGCGACUACCCGUGCCAACGGGCGCACUGGACGCAACAUUCCGGAGUGUGUACGCAGCCCAAGGCACAGGGAAAUGGAGGUGACAAAAACUCGAAGGAAAUCCACACAACGCUGCAGCCGGCGCCGGGACGCCCAAAGAGCACAACAGUAUCGACAUUGUCAACGGGUAACAAAAAUGUUGCGCCGACGCGAGUGUACACUUCGGAGCAGCUACACCAGAAAACGUCCCUUAUAAGUACAAGAAUCAGCGUUGUGGACGACAGCUGUGGAAAUCAAAGUUUGAAGUGCGUCGGCACAUACAAGCAGAGUACAACGCCGGUGGCGCCGAUCGUUCUGAAUAAAAAAUUACUCAACAACGAGGAAGCCAAAAAAGUGACGACGUCCGUUGGCUACUUUAGAGUGGGAAAUGGUACCACUGUUUCAACUACGAAACGACCCACCACUAUACAAUGCGUGAACACUUCAUAG
Messenger RNA from Leptosia nina, 5079 nucleotides. Lineage: Eukaryota; Metazoa; Arthropoda; Insecta; Lepidoptera; Pieridae. The record is from the annotation of a GenBank genome assembly.